AACUGUUUGUAGUGUCAAAAAGACAUUAAAGUUCCAACUUCAUGAAAGAUGGUUAUCAUGGCAUGAUAGUGGUGGCGAGUGAUUGACAACUUUCCAUAUGUUUUGGUCCGUCUGUCCAGAAUCACACAAACAAGUCCGUGGCGUGCCCCCUCGAGGUGUGGCACGAGACGAGGGGAGGUGUGUAUCAUGAAUAUUGAACACAUAAGCCAACCAUGCCUCCUCUCUUGCCUUGCCCUAUGAGAUGUGACGUCACGUGAACUGCCCGUGUUCGUUCCAGCUGAGAGGACAGCCGUCGCGCAGCCCAAUUCCAAGCCCGUGCCCGUGCAUCGGUACAUUGGCUACAGAAAAUACGCGGGGGAAAAGUGGAGCCCUCCCCUCCCGAAAGAACGAUAGAGCGACAACACCGCAGAAAGAAAAAAGCAAUAGGCUACUGCUUGUCAUCCGACCAAUAGCGACGCGUACUCGGAGCCAUCUCCGGUUCUCGCUCUUCAUUAUUUGUUUUCAUUUGACAUUUUGAAGCAGUACAUUAUUUUUUCCUUGCUUUGACAUUCAUUUUGUUCAUAUUUUAAUAGUUUUUGCUUUUCUGUUGUCAACUCAGGACAUUUUACUAUAACUUCUAACGUUAUUGAUCUCCAGCUCGGAUUUUAUUUUGUUCACUUUUGCAUUGACCAUGGACACCAGUCAUAGGCUACUUAAUUAGUUGGAAGUUUCCCGUUUCUCUCUUUUGAGGGAAAACAACUUGAUCUGAACCAAGGAAUUAUAGAACAACAUAGGACUGUAACAAAUCGAGUGGAAUACUUCUAGCCUAUGAUGAAACAACAGUGGCUCUAAAACAACGUUAUUGCCUAAAUCGAGGGAAAGCGGUGAGUAAUCUGCCAGUCAUCUCGACUCCGUCUGCGUCCCAGGAUCCUAAUCAACAACCCCGUCCGGCCAACUAUGUCCAGGCAGCUCACUCAGCUCCUGACCCCGGACCUCCCAGCCGGUGCUAGCCCACAGUUCGGGACUUGCAACCAAUCUGGUGGAUCCAUCAGCGGUGGACACAUCAACUCCAUGGCUAGUUUGAAAUCGCUCUUGCAGCAUCCCAUGAAGGGAGACCGAGCUAGUCUGAAAGACUGCUGUGACGUAAAAGACAAAGAUAGAACCAUCACAGACAUGGAUGAGGACUCCAUCGGUGGGGGGAGCGGUGGCUGCCACAUGCGCAGUGGCAGCAGUGGGGUGGGCAGCGCUGGCAGUAGUGGCUGUGGCAGCGUUGGCGGUGGUGGAGGAUCGGGUGCAGGAUUCAACCAGUCUGCCUUCCUGGGACCCCUCCUGUGGGAGAGAACACUGCCGGUGGAUGGAGGCCUCUUCCAGCUGCAGUACAUGGACCUGGAGGAGUUCCUCACGGAGAACGGGAUGGGCGGGGUCCACGGGCAAAACAGUUCCAGUACAGCCCAGAUUCCUUCCCAGAGUUCCCAGUCAGCGGUGCCCAAUCAGAGUUCUCAGUGCCCUCCCUCAUCGCCCCCACCCUGCUCAUCAGCCUCUUCUUCUUCCUCAUCAUCCUCCCCAUCUCUUAUUGGUCUGGAAGUGGCCCAGUCCAACAUGCAGGGAGGACUUGACUAUGGAGGCAGCCAGUCGAGCAUGAAUGAUGACUGUGGCUCGCCAGGCUCCUCCGUCUCUUCUUCAUCCUGUACUCCUCUCAUGACGCCCACCUCCAACGGGCCGGACAUGAUGGGCGGCUUUGAACCGGACGCGGCCGACGUGGCUCUCUCCAGCAUCCCCGGCCAGGACGCCUUCGACCCCCGCAGACACCGAUUCAGUGAGGACGAACUCAAGCCACAGCCCAUGAUCAAGAAGGCCCGCAAGAUGCUGGUGCCGAACGACCUCAAGGUUGGUAGUCAGAGAGAUGAUAAGUACUGGUCACGGCGGUGUAAGAACAACGAGGCAGCAAAGCGUUCGCGAGAUGCACGGCGCUUGAAGGAGAACCAAAUCUCGGUCCGCGCCGCUUUCCUGGAGCGAGAGAACCAAGCCCUGAGACAGGAAGUGGCCGACAUGAGGAAGGAGCUUGGUCGCUGCCGCAACAUCCUCAACAAAUAUGAAAAUCGCCAUGGAGACCAGUGAAGAAGUGGAGAAUGAGGAAGGAUUGUUACGAUGAGGAACUGUUGACGAUCAUGACAAUGAUAAUGAUGAUGAUGAUGAUGAUGAUGAAUGUAUGAGACAAUGAAAAGGAUGAUUUAAAGAAGCUCAGGUGUCACAUGUUGAUGAUGUCAGAGUGGGCAGGUUAGAGAAAGAGAGAUUACGUAAUCAGGAGGAUUGUUGGAGCUUUAGAUGAGCGAAGGAAAGACGUGGUUUUGAAGAUUUUGAUAUCUGAGAAUUGUAUAUUUUUAUAUUACUGAUAUAAGACUAGAGUGGGAGCAAAUUUUGGAAAUAAUUUUUGUAUAUUUUCUAUAUGAGAGGGAAAAUAUGUAAGAUAUAGGGAGAUGGAGGGCUAUGACAAAAAAAUACAUUUUUAAAGUAGAUUGGUAAAGGAGACGCUAUUUUCCAGGUGGCUGUGUUGGAUUUUAAGACAUAGAUACAGUCCAGAAACAGGAACAGGGAAGGUGCGACAAGGAGGCCAUUUUAAAUUGUAAAAUAGAGCAAAAUGAUUUUAAAACUGUACAGUUCAACAUUUCUUUGUAGAUUUUACACAAGCACUUACUUUGUUUUCUUUAUUAUGUUUCUGAAGUUGGGGUUUGGGCUGAAAUGGAAAAAAAGUAGAAGAGAGAAAUGAGACAACCCUAUUAACCCAGCAUCAUUCGCUGCACUUGUCCUGUGUUAAUAUCAAGCCCUUGAUAUUUUCACAUCAACAUUCAUUAACAGGCCCAGACUGUUAAGUAAUGGGUUAUAUGUCUGGGCUUUUGUGCAAAUGCUCCCACAGCUUCCCACAGUCUUCUCUGUCAUAUAGAGAAGAGUAGUACAUGACCCAUUCCCUCACAUCUCCACUAUAUACUCAUAUUGCUGAACCCGAGGGAAUCCCUCCUUCUCUUUCUGUCACUUUUUGUCUUUGGAUUAUUGUCAAUUCGAACUGAUGUAGAAUAUCCUGCCCAAAAUGGGUUGGAAAUACUUUUUUAGUUGUUCUUUUGCCCUGUGUUAUGGAGGACUAUUUUGAUCUUUUCUCUUGGCAUUAGGAUGUUCUCAUCCUUCAUGUGUUUUUUGUAUGAAAUUCAAUAACCAACAGUAAAUAUCACUUCCAACCAAUCCCAAAAUAGCUUUGUUUACCUUUAACCAAUCCAAAUAGCCUGUUUCUGUCUCUGUGGUGUAGAUUGUAUACCACAAUGUCUUCACAUCCUAAAUAGCCCACCAUUAACCCAGGAAAAAGCACACUUGUAUUACUGUACUAUAUGAAUGAUUUUAAUUAGCAUUAUUAAUAUUGUUGGUAGAAGAGAAAUAUUGUCUAUAUUGAAUAUAUAUAUGUGUGUGUAUAUAUAUAUAUAUAUAUAUAUACACACACACAUAUGUGUGUGUGUGUGUGUGUGUGUGUGUAUAUGUACCAGUUUUGGUAUUUUACAUAGGUAAAUGUGUGGAUGUUACAGAGAUGAGAUGCGUGUAUGACUGCAUAUAUGCAAAUGUAUUCCAGGAGACAGGGUCUGUGGCAGGGUAUCAUCUAAAAUGAACCCCCUUUUCCCACAUAUACCUAGGGAAUAGGUCAUCAUUAGAGAUGAUCAUCUAUUACUCUCCUUGUCGAUUGGAAUGGUGUUAAAUUCUCAGAUUUCUGGGACUAAUAAAAAGCCAAAAGGUAAAAUUUUGAUUUAUUGAGGUUGUUGAUACUUUAUGUCAGUUUUCCAAAAUGUUUUGUGUUGUUGAGCAUCGUCUUGGUUUCCACAUAGACUGUAAGGUGGCAUGGUUCACUUCCAACCACUAAACCCUGGGGAGACAAAGGGCCCAGUCAAAACAGUGAUAGAGUGCUUCUCUUCCUCCAUGACCAUGUUAUAAAUACUAACUACCAUUACAAUUAUUACUGUUAUUAUUAUGAUUAUGAUGAUUGUUAUCCUUCUUUAUUGUUGCUGUUAUAUAUAAUUGAAUUAUUUUAUUUCUUUGGAUGAACAAGAUCAGUUGCAUUUUGAAGCUUCGUAAGCUAUCCUCAGAGAGACUAUUCAGAAAUGCAUCCGCGUUUAUGUGUCACUUCCUGCCCUACAACAUGUAAAUCAUAUUUUGGCCGCUCGACUGGCGCUGGUUUGUUCAUAAUCCCUGCAGACAUUUUCUACCCGGACUUCCCUGAAACACAGUUCCCAGAGGAUGGCAGCCAUCUUGGUUUCUUUGUUGAUCAUGGAUUCCACAAACUUGCUGGCUCAUGUCUUACCUGGAAAAUGACAGUGGUAGAAACCCAUUCAACCGUUGACUGUACAGUUCUGUUCUCUUGCUGUGUAUGGACUAUGCACACUAACCACAGUGUUCCUCUUUGUUUUCUGCAGCCUAUUUUCACCUCAGUGACUGUACUUAUGCUCUCCCAACUGGAUGUUGUUCCUAAUCUCCUCCCCAAUGUGGAUGAUGAUAACUCUUAUAGUGACUUUUAUUGAACUACAAAUACCAAUCUGCACCAGUGGUGUCCACUUUUCCAGCCCACUCAGUGCUCGUAAUGGGGAUUUAGUCCAGCUUUCCCGAAAACACAAAUUAAAGAUUGUUCUUACUUA
Esox lucius (northern pike) is the source of this 4646-nucleotide messenger RNA. It is a transcript of the gene dbpb, whose product is annotated as D site albumin promoter binding protein b. Gene Ontology annotation, biological process: regulation of transcription by RNA polymerase II. The transcript has 5 exons. Gene Ontology annotation, molecular function: RNA polymerase II cis-regulatory region sequence-specific DNA binding; DNA-binding transcription factor activity, RNA polymerase II-specific. Gene Ontology annotation, cellular component: nucleus. NCBI's taxonomy places the organism in Eukaryota, Metazoa, Chordata, Actinopteri, Esociformes, Esocidae. The record is from RefSeq and is a predicted model, not a curated record. Bases 937 to 2097 code for a protein of 386 amino acids.